AAAAUCACAAAGCGGAAAGGAAGGCCAGGGCCCUCGCAGACGACAAGAGCCGCCGAUGUGAUCAACUACAGGAGACAAAAGUCUUCUCCCGUUGGUGAGGUGUCCCCUUCCUCUGGCUCAUUCACUGCCUGGCCUGUACUUUCCCCUGCGUAGCUCAACCUCACCCAGCCUUUUUUGGCCUCUGCACCAAACGUCAGCAUAGAGUUGCCUGGACUUCCAGCCUCUUCUACCAGUGAAGCUCUUAGCACAGUGCCAUGGCAGGGCGAGGAGGACCGGCGCGGACCAACGGCACAGCGGCAAGCAACAAGAUCUGCCAGUUCAAGCUAGUGCUGUUGGGAGAGUCAGCAGUGGGCAAAUCCAGCUUGGUGCUGCGCUUUGUAAAGGGCCAGUUCCAUGAGUACCAGGAAAGCACCAUUGGAGCUGCCUUCCUCACACAGACAGUAUGUUUGGAUGACACAACGGUCAAGUUUGAGAUCUGGGACACUGCGGGACAGGAACGAUAUCACAGCCUGGCCCCCAUGUACUACAGGGGAGCUCAGGCCGCAAUUGUGGUCUAUGACAUUACCAACACAGACACAUUCACACGUGCAAAGAAUUGGGUAAAGGAACUCCAGCGACAAGCAAGCCCUAACAUCGUCAUUGCAUUGGCAGGAAACAAAGCAGAUCUGGCCAACAAAAGGGCUGUGGACUUCCAGGAAGCACAAGCGUAUGCAGAUGAUAAUAGUUUGCUCUUCAUGGAAACCUCAGCCAAGACUGCGAUGAACGUCAAUGAGAUUUUUAUGGCCAUAGCCAAGAAGCUACCCAAGAACGAGCCCCAGGGGGGAGCAGGCGCUGCUGGACGGGCCAGAGGCGGCGUGGACCUGCAGGAAGCCGCACCACAGGGUAGAAGUGGCCAGUGCUGUGGGGGUGGGAAUUAACUAACAUACUGAUUCAACCGAUCCUACAGUAUCAAGAAACCGGACCAGAAAUCAACCAGCUAACAAACAUAUCCUGUUGGUCAAACCAAGCCAUGGUCGGACCAGGUCCCCUUCAGCAACAUAGCACCACUCAACUGUUUGGCAAAACCAGCCCAUCGGCCAGUAAAAUGCCGGAACACCACUAAUGGUUUCUACUAAUGAACCGAACAACAACAAAGGAACUGACCAGCAAGCUUACUCACAGAAUCAAGUUUUAAUCCCCAAGGACAUGGCAGCCCAUGACCUCUCAGUUGACGAUGGAAAUUUGAUGUCAUCCCAGGAAAACAAAAAUGUCCCACUGAUGGAAGAAGGAAAACAAACAAAAAAAAUCAGUACUCUGUACCCAUCGCACUUAAUAGAGCUGUCUGCUCAUAAUUGUUUCUCUUGAUAGAAAAAAAGAUCAAACACAACUGGGAGGAAUGUAAACAGGCUCCUGGCCCUCUCCUUUGUCUUCUCUUUUCCAUGCACCAUAAAUUAACUCCAGUAUCUUCAUCAUGGUCACCAUUCAAACUCAGUCCCUGUUUGGUUGGUGGCAGGUGCAUGUAGCAGUCCCUCACUUUUAAUUGUCCCCGAUCAGCUUCCUGGACACAAAGAAGAGAGAAGGUGUUUGGGGAAUGGAGAGUUAUUUCCUUCUAGCUAGCAGCUGUGUAGAUGAACAAUUAUGUUAUUGUUAUUACUAUUGUUAUUACUUCAACUUGUUUUGACGCAGGUUAUCCAGUAUGAUUUGAAAGCCUAGACCACCUAAGGUUUUGCAGUCAUUAAGGUAUGAUAUCCAACCAUAUACAGUAAAUAGUGCAUUAUUAAUAAUGUCACCAAUAAAUCAUUUUAGCAUUGAUGUAAUGUGUUUGAAUCAGUGUACAUUGACAAAUGCGAAGAUGUUUUCUUGACCAAAAUCACAACUGUAUUGAAAACAUGUUGCUGUAUUUGUAUUAUCCUUUCUCUGCAAGCUUAUAUCCAAUCAGUAGUUAUUGUCAAUACAAUAUCUUCCCAAUCUCUACAUCUCGUCAUCAAUUCUUUUGUGAUGGAAAUGUUUUUUAUUCUUUUUUUUUUCUUAAGAUCUAUGGUAUUAAAUGCACUGGCUCUGUCUCGUUAUUGUGAAUUCGGAUGUUAUUUUCGGCUUCCUUUAUCCUUCCUUAUUCCCUUGUUAAUUUUACUGUUCAUAUCAGGGAGGGAUUGCUUUUGACAGGUGUUGUCAUCCACUGUUAUGACAUCAACAAUUAGCACAACAGCGGCCACUGCUGGGAGGUAGGGGGUAUGGGGGAGGGUGGGGUCAUGGGUAGGGAAGAAAAAAU
Molecule: messenger RNA, 2248 nt
Organism: Lampris incognitus (smalleye Pacific opah)
Lineage: Eukaryota; Metazoa; Chordata; Actinopteri; Lampriformes; Lampridae
Gene: rab5c
Product: RAB5C, member RAS oncogene family
Exons: 6
Coding region: 255-917 (220 amino acids)
Molecular function (GO): GTPase activity; GTP binding
Source: RefSeq, a predicted model, not a curated record